GAUAUACGGUACGCGCAAGUAUUCCCUCGCGCUGCUGUUACCAUUCACUGGGGUGAGCCCGACGUUUUGGCUGAAGAGCUCAUGGCUGGUAAGCCCGUCGCCGUCUGUGGUUCGCAUCCGUCGCAGCUCUUCACCGCCCGCUUGUGCCAGCGACUUGGCGUGGGAAUCCCGCCGAUAGAUCCGACAACUUGCACAGUCGAGUCACUGCUGUCAAGCUUGGAACAACUACUCCAACCAGCUAUUCAAGACCACGCGCACUGCCUGACGCGUUCGUUCGAGCCGGACAGGGAGGCCAAUGUCGCUGUGGAUUCCUUCUAUUCCCAUCUGCCGCUGGAAGCGAUGGUGUGCGACGUCGAUCCAAGAAAACUCGCUCGCGUCUUCGACUCGCAGCACAUCAUGAAGCUGUCACUCGAAGCUUAUUUGGCAGUGGAACCGGUUCGGGACGAGAGUAAAGGCUUCGUGCCUUACAAGCCGCUGCAGUACGAUGGUUUCCGUCCACCGCAGUUCUCGAUUCGCGGCAACCCUGGCGAGACUCCACGCGACGUGAAGCCAUCUCGUAACUUGGAAGCCGUUGAAAUGGCUCUCGAGGUGCUCAACGCGCAGGAUGAGCGUCGCUCGAGUGAUUGUUCUGGUCGUUGA
This is a messenger RNA of Phytophthora infestans T30-4, 639 nucleotides long. RefSeq lists its product as uncharacterized. The record is from RefSeq and is a predicted model, not a curated record. The coding region runs from base 340 to 639 and encodes 99 amino acids. The transcript has 2 exons. Lineage: Eukaryota; Oomycota; Peronosporomycetes; Peronosporales; Peronosporaceae.